AUGGAAAAAUCGCAGAAGCAAGUCACCCGCCCAAGCAACUCCCGAAGAGAAUACUCGAAGGAGAUACCAAUUGAUCUGUUGAUUGAGAUUUUUUCAAGAUUGUCUACGGGAGACAUUGCUAGGUGUCGUUGCGUGUCUAAGAUCUGGUCUUCCGUACCGCGUCUGCGAGAUUUCACUGAACUAUUCCUGAAAAUAUCUUCGGCUCGGCCGCGUAUAUUAUUUACCUUCCUACAUAACGGUAUGGUUCCUUCCUAUGACAAUGAGAUUCAUGCCCCUGUACGUGGGUUUCUUUGUAGCAAAGCUAGUGUCUAUAACCCUAGCACAGGAGAGUGUGCAUACCCUUACCUAGAGCUUCUAGGGCUUUGGGACAUUCUCCCCGUAGAUGCUGAGAAUCUUGCAAAGAAAGUGUGCGUGCCCAAGGUAUUGUUGGCGUCCGAGGAUUUUGCAUGUCGAGUUUCAACAUUAGGAACGGAAGAAGUUUGCUGGAGAAUGAUCCAAUGCUCGCUACCCCAUAGGCCUUUUCGUGAUGAGAUAUGCAUUGAUGGAGUUUUGUACUAUUUAGCUAAUUGCAAAGGUAAAUUAGGCAUACUAUGGCCAGUGCCCUCUGGAGAUCAGAGUCAUGAAGUCACAAGAAGUUUUGUGUUGCGGAUUCUGGAAGAUGCCAAUAAACUGAUAUGGUCGAGGACUGUCUACACAUUGUCUUUUAAUUGGAAGAAACUUGUGAAUAAAUCUCUAUACAUUGUUGGGAUGACUAGUGGAGGUGAAAUUGUGUUAUCUACACGCCAUCUAAACUAUCCUUUCUACAUUGUCUACUAUAAUCCGGUGAACAACACUGCGGCAAAAAAUGAAAUCCAGUUUGGGAAUAUCGCUAAUAAGAAGGCUGAAAACUCAAGGAUUUAUACGUUUAUAGACCAUGUAGAGAAUGUAGAGCAUAUGGAUUAA
This is a messenger RNA of Arabidopsis thaliana (thale cress), 942 nucleotides long. RefSeq names its product F-box and associated interaction domains-containing protein. The transcript has 4 exons. The coding region runs from base 1 to 942 and encodes 313 amino acids. Gene Ontology annotation, biological process: protein ubiquitination; proteasome-mediated ubiquitin-dependent protein catabolic process. Lineage: Eukaryota; Viridiplantae; Streptophyta; Magnoliopsida; Brassicales; Brassicaceae. The record is from RefSeq and is marked reviewed. Gene Ontology annotation, molecular function: ubiquitin protein ligase activity.